AUGUCAGCAGGGGUGGGCACGUUCCGCCAGGUCUCCGAGGAGGAGGGCAGGCUGCGAGCCCGGCUGGAACGGCUGACUCCCCGGGACCACGGGCCGGUCUUCGGCGAGGGCUGGCAAGUGCCCCCUCACACCAGGCAGAAGGCCAAGGACGAGCUGAACGAGACGGAAGAGUCCCGGGCCGAGGCGGUGCGGAAGCUGCAGGAGCUGGUGCGGGAGCGGGCCGGCGGGGAGCAGGACAUGGGCCGGGAGGUGGCGGAGAAGGUUCGGGACAAGGACGGUGCCUUUUUCCUCCGCUUCAUCCGCGCCCGCAAGUUUGACGUCGGCCGGGCCUACGAGCUGCUCACAGGCUACGUGAACUUCAGGAAGCAGUACCCCGAGCUCUUCGACAACCUGACCCCCGAGGCGGUGCGCAGCACCAUCGAGGCCGGCUACCCCGGAGUCCUGCCUGACCGAGACAAGCACGGCCGGGUCGUGCUGCUCUUCAAUAUCGAGAACUGGGACUGUGAGGACAUCACCUUUGAUGAGAUUCUGCGGGCGUACUGCGUCCUUCUGGAAAGGCUGUUGGACAGUGAGGAGACCCAGAUUAACGGCUUCUGCAUCGUCGAGAACUUCAAGGGCUUCACCAUGCAGCAGGCGGCCGGCAUCAGACCCUCAGAGCUGAGGAAGAUGGUAGAUAUGCUCCAGGACUCGUUCCCGGCCCGGUUCAAAGCCAUCCACUUCAUCCACCAGCCGUGGUACUUCACCACUACCUACAGCGUGGUCAAGCCCUUCCUGAAGAACAAAUUGUUGGAGCGGGUUUUCAUCCAUGGAGACGAGCUGGGAGAUUUCUUCCAGGAGAUCGAUGCGGACAUUCUGCCGGCCGACUUCGGCGGGAGCCGGCCCAAGUACGACGGGAGAGUCACGGCCGAGCUGCUCUUCGGCCCCCACCCCGAGGCCGAGGACACGGCCCUCUGACAAGGCUCCCCCUCACACCCUGACCCCCUCCCUUGCCACACCUCUCCUGUCCCCAGCCCCGCCCCGGCUCCUGGAGUUUCAGCUUCGUCACCAUCCUCCUGGCACCAGGGGUGGGGUCUGGGCCGGGGUCCCCUCAAAUACCCCAAGCUGGCAGUCCCAAAGCUGCUCUGGGAAACCCCGAAGUUGGGUAAGGGAAUGUUCCCCCGGGUCGGACUGGUGUGGUUUCUAAAUUCCCACACAUUGGAUAAGCAUUCGGGCACGAAAUGCAAGCUGAAGCAGGAGCUGGGACGGGAGGGGCCGGGGUAGGGG
Molecule: messenger RNA, 1263 nt
Organism: Ornithorhynchus anatinus (platypus)
Lineage: Eukaryota; Metazoa; Chordata; Mammalia; Monotremata; Ornithorhynchidae
Gene: RLBP1
Product: retinaldehyde binding protein 1
Exons: 7
Coding region: 1-954 (317 amino acids)
Cellular component (GO): membrane
Molecular function (GO): phosphatidylinositol bisphosphate binding
Source: RefSeq, a predicted model, not a curated record